Messenger RNA from Musa acuminata AAA Group (dessert banana), 1131 nucleotides. RefSeq lists its product as uncharacterized. NCBI's taxonomy places the organism in Eukaryota, Viridiplantae, Streptophyta, Magnoliopsida, Zingiberales, Musaceae. The transcript is spliced from 7 exons. The record is from RefSeq and is a predicted model, not a curated record. Gene Ontology annotation, biological process: regulation of DNA-templated transcription. Gene Ontology annotation, molecular function: transcription coregulator activity; protein binding. Gene Ontology annotation, cellular component: histone deacetylase complex. The coding region runs from base 282 to 959 and encodes 225 amino acids.
ACGUUUACUUACUCAUUUGGCAGUUGUAAAGCAUUUACUGUGCGCUACUUUCUUCCCCUUUCUCUUCUCUUGCUAAGAAACCCUACUGGUUUGACAAGAAUCCCUUCUCCGGGUGCAAAUUCUCGCAGAUCCGCUGGUUUCCGGUCAAUUGGGGAUCAAAUUUCGCUGUCUCGUCGCGGAAAACCCCGGUGCUUGUGUUUCUUGCGGCGGAAAACCACCACAUUUCGACGGUUUCUUCGAGUUCCCUUCUCCGGUUCGCUGGAUCGUAGCAUUGUGGCGGCAUGCAAACCAUGGAAGCCGGGUUGUGUUCGGCCCGUACCCCAUCUUCGCAGGAGGAAAGCGGUGAUGAAGAGCUUUCGGUGCUUCCCCGGCACACUAAAGUCAUUGUGACCGGCAACAACAGAACAAAGUCUGUUCUAGUUGGGCUUCAAGGUGUUGUGAAGAAAGCAGUCGGCCUCGGCGGCUGGCAUUGGCUGGUACUAAAGAAUGGGGUGGAAGUCAAGCUACAAAGAAAUGCGCUGAGUGUGCUGGAAGCUCCUACUGGAAACGAGGACGAUGAUGAUGACAUCGACUGUGAUAACUCAUUCUGCAGUAGUUCAGAUAUGGGGGACAAAGAUGUGGAUUACUCUAGCUUGGAGUUUCAUAAGCCGACAAAGCCAAGGGUACGACAUACCAGGCCAUGGACAUCUUCAGCAAAGUCAAAUGGGCGCGGCAACCAUCGAGACACUCACACCAAUGGUCAUAAGCCUCAAAUGAGAUUAAAUUUGGCCAAACUUGGGACACCAGCCUUGUGGAGAUACUGGAGGCACUUCAAUCUUGUGAACAUCAACCCCAACCCCACAAAAGAACAACUGAUUCAUGGUGUGCAAAAUCAUUUGCUGUCGCAGCAACUGGACGAGAUGCAGGUUAUCGUAGGAUUCAUCCACACCGCCAAGAGAUUGAAAACCCUCUACUCGUAGAAGGAACGAGGCGAUGAGGCAGGACUGAUUCGAGUAUCUAAUGUCUGUAUGCUUGAACAAAAUUGGCCGGUUUGGAAGAGAGAUGUGAUGUUAAUGCCAGACCUGCUUAGAACACUUGAUGAUUUUGUAGUGUACUCAAGUAUCUAUAUAUUAUUAGUCCAGUUUGAAAGCA